Molecule: messenger RNA, 2721 nt
Organism: Cherax quadricarinatus
Lineage: Eukaryota; Metazoa; Arthropoda; Malacostraca; Decapoda; Parastacidae
Source: RefSeq, a predicted model, not a curated record
ACCAUUAAGUGUUGUGUUGUGACACUCCAUCAGUACAAGUGUUGCUACCAUCAAGUGUUGUAACACAACAUCAGUGCCGCUGUUGCCACCAUGAAAUGUUGUGUUGUGACACAACAUUAGUACAAGUGUUGUAACGCAGCAUCAGUGCAAGUCUUCCAACCCUCUAGUGUUGUAACACAACAUCAGGUCAUCCAUCACACUUUUAUUCCACACAUGUGUUAAUACAUGAUGGGUGAUUCAUCUAAGGAAGAUCUUAAUGGAUAUAGACUUGCCAAGGCUAUUACAUCGUGUGGCAGAAAAGUCUUGUACAAGACUUUCCUCUGGGGAACCCAGGAUAAACCUUCUGACAUGACGCUGAAGCAUUAUUUGAUAACCUCACAAGGAGACAAUGCAAUGAAAAUUUUUAACAGCACUCAAAAAAAAUUGAUUGAUGAGAAUGCUGAUGGAUCAAAGUUUGAUGUGUCACUACUGUAUGUUAGCAUCAAAGUAGCGUGUAAAACUGCAGCUCCAUACAGUGAUCCACUAUGGUUUACCACCAGUACACAGAUGGAGUACUACAUUACUGCUAUUAAGAACAUGAGAAAUGAUUGUCUUCAUGGUCAACUUACAAUUACUAAUAAAGUUUAUUUUGAAAAUAUGAUGAAACUGCGGGAGUUGUUAACUGGUUGUCUUAAGACAUCUGGAGAGAGGUAUGGGAGAGACCAGGCUGAAGUGAAGGAAGAGAUCCAGCAGAUGAAUGAUGAACUGGACAACAUCAUGAAGGAAAGUCUUGGAAAACAAGACAUACUAACAUUUUGUGGUGAUGAAAUGAAAAGUCUCAUGAUUAAUGACAGUCGUGACAAACUUAAUGAGGUCUUUCAAAGUAUCAGCUAUGUCAACCCAGUGUCUUUUAUCACUAGUAACUUGAAACUUAAAGUAGACAAAAUCUUUGUAGAUAUUGAGGUCAAACAUGGACAACGUGGAGGUGAAGGUGAACAUAUAAGUUAUCAACACCUUCUUAAACUUGUUCAGACUACAGCAGUACCAUCAUUUACAAGCACUGUCUCACAACAACAAGGUAUAUCCUCUCACCCACAUAUAAUAUUGCUUGAAGGUCUGGCUGGCAGUGGCAAGUCUACUCUAGUGAAGUUAGUAAUUGAUGAAUGGACUCAGGGUGGUAAAGGUAAUAUUAGUGGCUUAGAUAAUUACGAUCUUCUAUUGUGGGUACAGUGCCGGGACCCAACAAUGACCUGCUACCAACAACUACUGGACCGACUGAUGCCAGAAGUAGCUAUAAAAUUCAAGGAAAUUCUUCCGAAACUGAUGAAGCUUUGCAAGAUCUUAAUUAUAAUCGACGGCCUUGAUGAAGACAAUGAAAGUUCUAGAAGACUAGUCCAGAGUCUAUUGCAAGAAUUUAAGUACUGUUCUAACAUUGUUUUUCUGUGCACUUCACGACCAGAAAGAGUUGAGAACUUUAGGAGAACAAUCCCUGCAGAGUAUACUGUGCAACAUGCAACACUACAUGGUAUAUCUAGGACAAAUUUAGCACAAUUCGUGCGUAUGAACCACCAGGAGAUAACCAAACAAACAGGGAAUAACAGAAAUACUGAAGAGCUAGAAAAUAAGGUGAUAAAGUUAAAAGAACUUCAUGAACACUUAAGACUACCAAUGAAUUUGAUUCUUAUGAUAUAUAUUUGGGACCACGACCCUGACCAGCUAAACUUAACAUCUCUCACUCACACGGAGCUCUAUUAUAAUAUUCAUAAACUGUGUAAACACAAAUUAAUAGAGAGACUGACCAACCAUGAAGCUACAAAGAAUAUGGAUGACAAGGAUUUAACUGACAACAUAAACAUAAUGUUAAUGCAUAUAUACAAGACAUCACUGGAAACUCUUUCACUUGAUCAGUUAAAUUUUGAAGUAAACACUGUAGAUCAACUGACAACAACCUGUAAGCAAUUGUGUUUACCUUAUAAAGAAGUGUUGUCAGCGUUCCUUUGUUUAAGACCAACAUGGACGGUGCUGGGGAUCAAGGAGCGGUACUCAGCUCCUCACAAGGGAAUACAAGAUUACUUCGCUGCUCUCUAUAUUGUGAGCAAUCUUAAUAACCCACAGUAUUCUACACUUACACCUACCUCAGCUACACUUGCCUCAGCUACACCUGUCAGUAUUGAGAGAGUGCUGGAAGAGAGCAUCAGGUCAGGUGUGGUAGACAUGAACAAGUACCAGAAUGUUCUGAUACAUUUGGUUGGGUUGCUGCACCUGGUACUAGAUAAGGUACCUGAAGCACCUGCACGGGAAGUGGUUCAUCUCCUACAAGAUUCUGGUAUGAGACACAACAACCAGUGGCUCGACCUCCUUGACAACACUAAGAUGUCUUCAGUAAUUCUCAAAGAAAUAGCUCACUUAUUCAAUACUGAAGAAACAAUUUACGUAAGUGAUGAUCGUGUGAGAAGCUGCGCUGCUCUCCUACCACACCUCAGCUCCUGCCAGGUGGAGAUUGAUAUUGAUGGUGACCCUGGUGACCUGCCUGACCUACCUGACCUGCUGGCUGCCCUCACCCACCACUACUGUACACACCUGCUACUGUGGCACCACUAUAAACAUGCUGACACAACCACCACUUCUAACAACCUGCUGCAGCAUGGUGAGUUAUUGUUAAUACUAAACAGCCAAAAAGGGGAUGAUUGGCCUGCGAAGGCCGACGAGUUCACAGAGCUGCCUAAGUGGGGGUCAUUGUAA